AUGGCCAGUCCGGUGCGAGGCCUGCUCCUCUGCCUCUCGGCAGUUCUCUUCUGCCUGCAAUCCUGCCAGGCGAAAACUGUCCAUUUUGAUUGGAAUGUGACCUGGGUCACUGCCAACCCGGAUGGCCUCUACGACCGCAAGGUGGUCGGCAUCAACGGGCAAUGGCCGUUGCCCGUGGUGGAAGUGAAUAAAGGAGACCGGCUGGUUGUCAACAUGUACAACGGUCUAGGAGACAAGAGCGCGUCCAUUCAUUGGCAUGGCAUGUUCCAGAAUGGCACGAACAACAUGGACGGGCCCUCGAUGGUCACCCAAUGCCCGAUUUUGCCAGGCUCUUCGUACACCUACAAUUUCACCGUGAAUCAGAAUGGAACAUACUGGUACCAUUGCCAUACGAAUUAUUGUUACCCGGAUGGCUAUCGACAGGCGUUGAUCGUGCACGACAACGACGCAUACUUCAACGAAAUGUACGACGAGGAGUUCACCGUCACGAUGAGUGACUGGUAUCAUGAAUUGAUCGAGGAUAUCGGUCCUUCGUUUAUCAAUCUGGCCAACCCGACAGGCGCAGAGCCUAUUCCCAACGCAUUCCUCUUCAAUGAUACAUUGAACACAAGCAUUUCCGUGCAACCCGACAAAACCUACAUGAUACGGUUGAUCAAUAUUGGAGCAUUUGUCGGACAGUAUUUCUACAUCGAAGACCACAGCUUCCGCAUUGUUGAGAUCGACGGGGUAUAUGUGGAGCCCCAGGAGGCCGAUAUUCUUUAUAUUGCCGUCGCUCAACGAUACAGCAUUCUUGUCACCACUAAAAGCACGGCGGACAAAAAUUUCCCUAUCGUGACUGUUGCCGACUCUGCUUUGUUGGAUACCAUUCCACCCACUUUACAACUCAACAACACCAAUUGGUUGGAAUACGACGCGUCGGCCGCCCAUCCUCAGGCUGUGAUGAAGGUCGGCGUUGCCACUGACCUCAAUCCAUUUGACGAUACCACCCUCGUGCCCUGGGAUCAUGAGCCCCUCCUGCCUGAUCCUGAUAUCACCAUUGACGUUACCGUUCUCAUGCAAGACCUGGGCAACGGUGCUGGGUACGCCUUCCUCAACAAUAUCUCCUACACCAAGCCCAAAGUUCCGACACUUUACUCUGUCCUUUCAUCCGGCAAUCUCUCGACCAACUCCGAAAUCUACGGCGAAUUCACUCAUCCCUAUAUUCUCGGCCACAACCAAGUGGUGGAAAUCAUUCUGAAUAACGGGGACUCUGGUACCCAUCCAUUCCAUCUGCACGGCCACAACUUCCAGGUCAUCGAGCGUGCUCCGGCGUACGGGCCAAACUUCUACAGUUACCUAGAUGGCGACCCAGUCCCAUAUGACCCUUCCAACCACACGGCCUUCCCCAAGUACCCAGCCCGACGUGACACCUUAGUUCUUCCGCCACAGGGUCACUUCGUCAUCCGCUUCGUCGCCGAUAACCCCGGCGUAUGGUUCUUCCACUGCCAUAUCGACUGGCACCUGUCGCAGGGCCUGGGGAUGACGUUGAUCGAAGCUCCCCAGCAAAUCCAGGAACGAGUGUCCAUUCCCGAAGACCAGUAUGCAGCUUGUCGAGCAGGUGGCGUGCAAUAUGAAGGUAAUGCCGCAGGGAACACGGAGGACCUGCUUGAUCUGCAGGGCCAGAAUAGGCAGGUUAACUGGCUGCCCGCCGGCUUUACUGAUAGAGGUAUCGUUGCUUUGGUCUUUUCUUGUGUUGCUGCGUUUUCAGGAAUGGCUUUCAUUACCAUUUACGGCAUGACUGGUCUUGAGACGAAGAAGUCGAAGAAGCCGGAAGAGGGCGAGGACGCCAAUAGUAAUUAG
This is a messenger RNA of Penicillium lagena, 1839 nucleotides long. RefSeq names its product putative ferrooxidoreductase Fet3 (gene fetC). The record is from RefSeq and is a predicted model, not a curated record. Gene Ontology annotation, cellular component: high-affinity iron permease complex. Gene Ontology annotation, molecular function: ferroxidase activity; copper ion binding. Lineage: Eukaryota; Fungi; Ascomycota; Eurotiomycetes; Eurotiales; Aspergillaceae. Bases 1 to 1839 code for a protein of 612 amino acids. Gene Ontology annotation, biological process: reductive iron assimilation; cellular response to iron ion starvation. The transcript has a single exon.